Vigna unguiculata (cowpea) is the source of this 681-nucleotide messenger RNA. RefSeq names its product aspartic proteinase CDR1 pseudogene. NCBI's taxonomy places the organism in Eukaryota, Viridiplantae, Streptophyta, Magnoliopsida, Fabales, Fabaceae. The record is from RefSeq and is a predicted model, not a curated record.
AUGCAAACCAACGGCGCAACCUACUACAUGAAAUAUUCCAUCGGAACUCCACCGUUUGAGGUUGUCGGCUAUGCUGACACAGGCAGUGACCUCAUAUGGACACAGUGCCAGCCAUGCAUACGAUCUCCCAAUGUCGGGAACAACACCAGCAAGAUUGUUUUGGGUGAAGAUGCGGUGGUUUCUGGUGCUGAAGUGGUUCGAACUCCUUUGGCAACAAAUUCUUUCGUAUACAGAAUCACAUUGGAGGCUUUAAGUGUAGGGGAUCAAAAGAGGAUUGAAUUUGAAAAGCAAGAGGAUGUAACUGAGGGAAAUGUGCGUAUUGAUUCUGGAACCACGUUCACUUUUCUGCCACCAGCACUUUAUAAUGGUUUGGUAUCUGCUUUGGACAAGACAAUAAGGCAUCCAAAGGUGGCUGACCCCCAUGGUGUUUUGAAACAUUGUUAUGAGAUUGGUGAACCAGAUAAAAUCGUAUUUCCCUUUAUCACAGCACAUUUUAAGGGAGGGGAUGUGAAGUUAAAGGCAAUUAAUACAUUCUAUUGGGUGGCUGAUCAUGUGGUGUGUUUGUCGAUGCUUCCCGGUGAAGAGGGUUUCUUUGGAAACAUAGCUCAACUCAAUUUCUGGGUUGGAUAUGAUCUCCAGGCUGGUACUGUGUCCUUUAAGCCUGCUGAUUGUUCCUUGUGA